This is a messenger RNA of Pseudogymnoascus verrucosus, 1301 nucleotides long. RefSeq lists its product as uncharacterized. Bases 230 to 1129 code for a protein of 299 amino acids. The record is from RefSeq and is a predicted model, not a curated record. Gene Ontology annotation, biological process: protein transport. The transcript has 2 exons. Lineage: Eukaryota; Fungi; Ascomycota; Leotiomycetes; Thelebolales; Thelebolaceae.
CGGCGUCGUCAUAACAUGGGUGUUUGGUUACUCAAUUAGCCUCGGCGGCCCUUGCUUUACAAAACGCCCUUGCAGCAUUUUAGCGGCGAACCGCGCCUCGCCCCGCGUUACGCUCUUAUCGAAGUUACCCCACCACCUGUGACGACGACAAUCUAGGCUUCCGCGAAUCCAACCACUUCAUUUCUGUGCGACAACUGUUCCUGAAUAGCGCAACGACACUUUAUUCGAUAUGGCUCCCACUAAUUCCUAUAUGUCGAAGCUGAAGGUGCAGCUGAAGUUGUCCAUUGCGCGCCUUCGCAUGGCCCAACAAAAGGAUGAAGCGGUAUCCAAACAAUCACGACGCUCCAUGGCCCAAUUAUUAGAAGCCGGCAAAAUCGAAAGCGCACGUAUCCGCGUCGAAGGCAUCAUUCGGUCCGACAUCACUUGCGAACUCUACGAGAUACUCGAACUAUACUGCGAGCUACUGCUUGCCCGUGUCGGGAUGAUGGAAAGCUCCACUUGCGACGCUGGCUUGGAAGAAGCAGUCAAGAGCAUCAUGUAUGCAGCUCCGAAGAUAGACAUCAAGGAGAUACACGUGGUCCGGGCUCUACUGGCAGACAAAUAUGGGAAGGAGUUUGCGUUGGACGCGGCGGAGAACACGGACAACAAGGUGGCCGAGAAGGUUGUCAAGAAGCUGAGGAUAGAGCCACCAUCUGAGGCUCUUGUUAACGGAUACCUGGAAGAAAUAGCAAGCACGUAUGGCGUCGACUGGCCGAAAGCGGAGCCUGGAACCCCCCCAAAGUACGCCAGUGAUGAGGACCAGGACCCCUCGAGUGGCGGCCAAGCAGAGAAAGCCCUGGAGGAACCAAUACCGGCACGCAGCAGGGUGGAGGAAGAGAGGGACGAGUUGACAAAGGCCACCCCGCCGAGAGAUUUCGGACCAAGCAGCCCAUUAAGGGUUAACCCACCUAGCCCAAGCACGGACAACCUACACCCGCGAGUCAAAGGCACCCUCGACCUGAAGCCGACAAAGAAGAUGGCGGAUGCAAACGUGACGAAGAAGCCUGACCUAAAGAGCAAAGGGCCCGUGGGCGGUACCAUUCCCGAUAUCGAUGAACUGGCGGCGCGGUUUGCAGCACUGAAGAAGUGAGCUUGUAUUGGGACAGCAGGGUGUCUGGUGUUUGUGUUGUGGCGUGCUUAGCAGCCUGAGUCAUAGGAAGGCGUUUUGACAUUUUAUGGGCGUGAUCUUCAGCGGGGGACCUUUGCAUCUUGACUGGGGAUGGAUGAAAGGAGAGGCUAGGCUGUCAAGCUAUGAAACCACG